This is a messenger RNA of Conger conger (European conger), 5030 nucleotides long. RefSeq names its product O-linked N-acetylglucosamine (GlcNAc) transferase, tandem duplicate 1 (gene ogt.1). The record is from RefSeq and is a predicted model, not a curated record. Gene Ontology annotation, molecular function: protein N-acetylglucosaminyltransferase activity; protein binding. Lineage: Eukaryota; Metazoa; Chordata; Actinopteri; Anguilliformes; Congridae. Bases 505 to 3708 code for a protein of 1067 amino acids. The transcript is spliced from 23 exons. Gene Ontology annotation, biological process: protein O-linked glycosylation.
UUUAAUUAAUUGUUCAUAGCUUAAGCAAUCUUCAACGGAGUCGUCUAUUAUGGAUCUAGCUACUUUGUAAUUCGAAAGAAGUCCCAGUCAAAGCCGCCAUUUCAGAGUAGAGCAGAUGCUUUGUUACCAUACACAGAUCCGAAAUAUUGCUGCAUAGCCAAGGUUAUCAUAAGAACGACUUAAGUAUCAAACGGCGAAAUUACAGAGGCAAAAGCCCGAAAGAGCUAGAUAGUUGUAAGGUAUCGUCGGUAGGUUCAGCAGAUAAUAUAAAGUUAUAGCUGUGCCAGUGACCUUGCAAUCUUAUUUUGGUGUGAUGUCUGAUUAGCCCGCUGGCUAGUUCCUAGAACGGUUUGCAAGCCAGGGUUCGGCCUGUGACUGGACGGACCGUAGUAAUAACUAGCUAGCCAACUUGCGAUAACGGAACAGCAAAUAUCUACAUUUUAAGUGCUUAGCCAAGCUUCAAAACUGACGACCGCUUUGCGGAAUUCUGAAACUGAGGAGGAGAUGGCGAGCUCCGUUGGAAACGUGGCUGACAGCACAGAACCGACCAAACGUUUGCUUUCCUUCCAAGGGUUGGCAGAGCUGGCCCACCGGGAGUACCAGUCUGGAGACUUUGAGGCCGCAGAGCGGCACUGUAUGCAGCUAUGGAGGCAGGAGCCCGACAACACCGGGGUGCUGCUGCUGCUCUCCUCCAUACACUUCCAGUGUCGACGGCUCGACAGGUCCGCCCACUUCAGCACCCUGGCCAUCAAGCAGAACCCCAUGCUGGCGGAGGCCUACUCCAACCUGGGGAACGUCUACAAGGAGCGCGGCCAGCUGCAGGAGGCCAUCGAGCACUACCGCCACGCGCUGCGCCUGAAGCCCGACUUCAUCGACGGAUACAUCAACCUGGCCGCCGCCCUGGUCGCCGCCGGCGACAUGGAGGGAGCCGUGCAGGCCUACGUCUCCGCUCUGCAGUACAACCCUGAUCUCUAUUGUGUGCGCAGCGACCUUGGAAACUUGCUCAAAGCCCUCGGGCGUCUGGAAGAGGCCAAGGCCUGUUACCUGAAAGCUAUCGAGACUCAGCCUAACUUUGCAGUGGCAUGGAGCAAUUUGGGAUGUGUGUUCAAUGCCCAAGGGGAGAUCUGGCUGGCCAUACAUCACUUUGAAAAGGCUGUGACAUUGGACCCCAACUUCCUGGAUGCCUAUAUCAAUUUAGGAAAUGUUCUGAAAGAGGCUCGUAUUUUUGACAGAGCUGUCGCCGGGUACCUCCGGGCCCUCAGCCUGAGCCCCAACCACGCUGUCGUCCACGGCAACCUGGCCUGCGUCUACUAUGAGCAGGGCCUGAUCGACCUGGCGAUCGACACAUACCGCCGCGCCAUCGAGCUGCAGCCCCACUUCCCCGACGCCUACUGCAACCUGGCCAACGCCCUGAAGGAGAAGGGCAAUGUAAGGACGUACACGGUGUCCGAGGCGGAGGAAUGCUACAACACGGCCCUCCGGCUGUGCCCCACCCACGCCGACUCCCUCAACAACCUGGCUAACAUCAAGAGGGAGCAGGGCAACAUCGAGGAGGCUGUGUCGCUCUACAGGAAGGCUCUAGAGGUGUUCCCGGAAUUUGCAGCAGCUCACUCCAAUUUGGCCAGCGUGCUGCAACAGCAAGGCAAGCUUCAGGAGGCCCUCAUGCAUUACAAGGAGGCCAUCAGGAUCAGCCCCACCUUUGCUGAUGCCUACUCCAACAUGGGCAACACGCUGAAGGAGAUGCAGGAUGUGCAGGGCGCGCUGCAGUGCUACACCCGUGCCAUCCAGAUCAACCCCGCCUUCGCCGACGCCCACAGCAACCUGGCCUCCAUACACAAGGACUCUGGAAACAUCCCAGAAGCCAUUGCCUCUUACCGCACCGCCCUGAAACUCAAGCCUGACUUUCCCGAUGCCUACUGCAACCUGGCACACUGCCUGCAGAUUGUGUGUGACUGGACUGACUAUGAUGAGCGCAUGAAGAAGCUGGUGAGCAUCGUGGCCGACCAGCUAGACAAGAACCGCCUGCCAUCUGUGCACCCCCACCACAGCAUGCUGUACCCCCUUUCCCACGGCUUCCGCAAGGCCAUCGCAGAGAGGCACGGCAACCUGUGUCUGGACAAGAUCAACGCGCUCCACAAGCCAGCUUACGAGCACCCCAAGGAUCUGAAGGCGAGUGCAGGGCGCCUGCGUGUGGGCUACGUCAGCUCAGAUUUUGGGAACCACCCCACGUCCCACCUCAUGCAGUCCAUCCCUGGCAUGCACAACUCAGAGAAGUUUGAGGUGUUCUGUUAUGCCCUCAGCCCGGAUGACAGCACCAACUUCCGCGUGAAGGUGAUGGCGGAGGCCCACCACUUCACAGAUCUGUCUCAGAUCCCUUGCAAUGGGAAAGCUGCUGACCGAAUCCACCAGGAUGGAGUCCACAUCCUGGUCAACAUGAAUGGCUACACCAAGGGAGCGCGCAAUGAGCUGUUUGCCCUGAGACCCGCACCGAUACAGGCCAUGUGGCUGGGCUACCCAGGCACCAGCGGAGCUCCCUUCAUGGAUUACAUCCUCUCUGACAAGGAGACGUCGCCACUGGAGGUGGCGGAGCAGUACUCCGAGAAGCUUGCCUACAUGCCCCACACCUUCUUUAUCGGGGACCAUGCCAACAUGUUCCCACACCUAAAGAAAAAGGCAGUGAUUGAUUUCAAAUCAAAUGGACACAUUUUUGACAAUCGCAUCGUGCUGAACGGCAUUGAUCUGAAGGCCUUCCUAGACAGCCUGCCAGACGUCAAGGUAGUGAAGAUGAAGUGCGACGGCCAGGAGGCCGGAGACAACAACGGCGCCCUCUCCAUGCCAGUAAUCCCCAUGAACACGGCCGCCGAGGCCAUCAUCAACAUGAUCAACCAGGGCCAGAUCCAGGUCACCAUCAAUGGCUUCACCGUCAGCAACGGGCUGGCUACAACCCAGAUAUUUACUUUGGAGGAGGUUGUAGUAUCUGGGACUAUAUCCUUGGAGAUCAACAACAAGGCUGCUACCGGAGAGGAGGUCCCACGCACUGUCGUCGUGACGACCCGCUCCCAAUACGGCCUCCCAGAGGACUCCAUUGUCUACUGCAAUUUCAACCAGCUCUACAAAAUCGACCCACCCACUCUGCAGAUGUGGGCUAAUAUUUUGAAGCGCGUGCCCAACAGUGUGCUGUGGCUCCUGCGCUUCCCGGCCGUCGGCGAGCCCAACAUCCAGCAGUACGCCCAGAACAUGGGCCUGCCUACCUCCCGCAUCAUCUUCUCCCCCGUGGCGCCCAAGGAGGAGCACGUGCGGCGGGGCCAGCUGGCCGACGUCUGCCUGGACACGCCGCUCUGCAACGGCCACACCACUGGCAUGGACGUGCUGUGGGCCGGCACGCCCAUGGUCACCAUGCCUGGUGAAACACUGGCCUCACGAGUGGCUGCCUCCCAGCUGACCUGUCUGGGCGGUCCUGAGCUCAUUGCACACAGUCGGCAAGAGUACGAGGAUGUGGCUGUUAAGCUCGGCACCGACAUGGAAUACCUGAAGAUGAUCCGUGCCCGCGUGUGGAAGCAGCGCAUCUGCAGCCCGCUGUUCAACACCAAGCAGUACACCAUGGAGCUGGAGAAGCUCUACCUGCAAAUGUGGGAGCGCUACGCUGUUGGGGGCAAGCCAGACCACCUUGUCAACCUCCCGACCCUGGAGGCCAGCGAAAGCGCCUGAAUCCUUACCUCUGACCUCUCGGCCCUGCCCCAGUCCAGCUUUCCCCUCAUCUCAGAGACUCUGCUAUUGGAGCCUGCACGUUUUUACUCGUCCCCUUCCCUAGUCUCUAGCAAACACCCCUUCGAGCCAGAGGAGAGCCCUAGCUGUUCAGCUCUCCCACUGAGACUCUGCUGACGCACGCACACAUGCACACACACACACCCACUGUCUCUCUCUCUCGCUCACACACACAGUGGGGCUGGCUUUGUUAAUAAGCGCUUCCUACACAAUACCCCCAAAAAAAAGCACCAGUGGCUUUUUUUUUUUCUUUCUUUUUUAGUUAACCAGUAUGUGUGGUGGAUUGAGAAGUCAAAUUUGAACCCUGCACCAAAUUGUGAGCUUUGUUUCCUGAUUGUGUCUCUUGAUUACUGCAAAAAAUAUAUAUUAAAGGGGUAUCGAAAAUGUUGCGUUUUUUUCCUGCCGAAAAGAGAACUUUUAGGAAUUUUAUUGAAUAUAAAGUGUAAAUGUCAAUUAAAUCAAUCUAAAUGUCUUUGGCCUCUUCCAUGUUAGACCAUGCCACUGAACACCAAACUAUCAGGAUGCGUAGAGAUGCAGAAGAGUUAUUCAGAGGGCCCAGGUUCACUUCAUUCAUGACCUAUGUAAAGGCAAAACUUUUAUCAGGAAAGGCCCGGGUAAGUAUUUUCACAGCCUUUUAUUUUGUAAAUGUGAUUGCUUUCCAGUAAGUUUUUCCUGAACAUGUAAUAUGCUGUUGUUGGCAUAAUUUUGAAGGCUCUAAUUUACCCUGUUGGGGAACCUUGUUCUAUCUUCCAUAACUGGUCUGUUCCUAGCAGAAAAGAGCAAAUGUUUAAUUGCCUUGAGUAAAAAUAAAAGAUUACUUUUUUUUUUUUUUUUCUCAGCACGAAUGGGUUCUCAGAAAACAGCCAAUUUUAUAAUACAUUUCCAGAUUGUCACCUCUGUUGUGGAAAAACUGUCUUGCACGUUCUCUCAACUGCGUGUUCAUCAGCAGGGUCGUCAUUGACAUUUUCUUUUAAGUGGACUGAAAGAGUUAAGAAAUUGAGGCCAUGUUUUGCUUGCUUUGUUUCCCAGUGUCAUAUAAAAUGUUCCGGGUUGUGAAUGCCAAUUUAGAAAAUUUACUCACUGGAGCUCGGCUGUACUUGAGCCCCACUCACUGAUGCAGCAAGACGUCUACGUGUCAUCGUCCAGGUGUUUGACUAUUCUUGCCUCCAGUAGCUCUUGCUUGGUGUUGGAUGUCUUCAGUAAUGUGGCCACACUAUUGGUCACUCGUUCCAAGUGAUUCUGUAAAUAAACUGGUUUGCUCAGUA